AUGCCUUCUCCAACCAAGAAAUCCAAACGCAAGAGUCUCACCGAUGUUUUCCAACGUCUCGAGAUAAAAAGCAAUCCUCCCGCACCCUCUCCUCGCUUCAACAUUGCCAAGUCGCUGUCCCAAUGCAUGCAGUCAACUUUCCGCAUUGGCAACGGCACUGUCUGCCCUCGCAGUAUCCGUGGUGUUCAACCCCAAUUUACGAUUUCAAUGGACGAGGCCUAUGAUUACAAAAUUGGUUCGAAUGAGUUCGAUCCUGAAACCACUUUCCCGGAAAUCACUUCCCUCAGCGAUGAACUUUCAGCCAUUCUGCAGAAGAGACCUACUCCUAUCCAAGAGACCGAGUUCGAGAACCAUAUUCUAAAGUGCCUUAUAACCAUGGUUUACGGGUCGAAUAGGAUCGAACGUGCCGGGGGUGGUUUCCAACUCACAUUCAAGCUUUGUCUAGCAGUUUUUCGCGGAGAAGAGGUACCAGAGGACGUCGGAGAAACUGAGGAGGAGUUCGUCGAAUUAAAGAAAAGUCUCCUACGCGCCGACCUGCCAGCAAAUGUUCUAGCAGUCAUACAAAGUCGCCGCGAAAUCAUCCAACAUGCGAAGGCUGCCUCGUAUAUUAUCACCCAACUUUGCCUCAACGACAAAGAUCUCACAGAAGAGAUAAUUCUGCAAACGCACAAAAUUCUUACGCACAAAGUUAAUGCUGAAGGAACUCCCUGGGGAGAGUACAGUGGGGUCUAUCGUUCGGAUGAAGUCAGUGUCGGCUUACACCAGUUUCCCCAUCCCAGCCUCGUGCCAUAUAAGAUGAAAGCCAUGAUAGAUGAGCUUCAAUACGAUUUCAAAGAGGUCAUUGCUAAAGGAGAAAUCGACCCGAUUUCUCUUCUUAGGGUGAGCGACCUUCCUUUUGUGUUUCAAAUGACGUGCAGAUUAUCAACUACAGUUAUGGCAUAA
This is a messenger RNA of Penicillium robsamsonii, 942 nucleotides long. RefSeq lists its product as uncharacterized. The record is from RefSeq and is a predicted model, not a curated record. The transcript has a single exon. NCBI's taxonomy places the organism in Eukaryota, Fungi, Ascomycota, Eurotiomycetes, Eurotiales, Aspergillaceae. Bases 1 to 942 code for a protein of 313 amino acids.